Molecule: messenger RNA, 282 nt
Organism: [Torrubiella] hemipterigena
Lineage: Eukaryota; Fungi; Ascomycota; Sordariomycetes; Hypocreales; Clavicipitaceae
Source: the annotation of a GenBank genome assembly
AUGGGUGGCGGCGGAAAGAUCCCUUACCCCAAGCACGUCUGGUCACCGGCUGGUGGCUGGUACGCUCAGCCCGCUAACUGGAGAGGCAACACCUUUAUCGCCGGCGCGGUAGUCUUCGGCAUCGUUGCAGUUGUCUUCAACUUCAGCGCCGACAGAGAACGCAGAGCCCACAAGCCUGCUGCUUGGGAGUCGCAUAUCAGCAGACGAUGGGCGACGCAAUUGAUUAACUGGGACAAGGAGGACAAGGCCACGGCGACGAACACCAAGAACGACAGCGCAUAG